AGGGAGGGAGGGUUUUUUCAGGGGUUAUUGAAGUUAGGACAAACGUUGACCUAUUAUUAGGGAACUCACGGAAGCACAGAGGAUAACUGAUUUGGUGCACGUCAAGAUGAGGUCACUCGUCGUCCUCUUGGUCCUGCUGCAGACUCUAGGAGCCUCAGGCGGGCGGCGGUACGACUCCGAGCGGUCCAACAGAGGCCUCGCAGCUGCUGUGGCAGGGCUCAACUCAGUGUAUGACGCCAGCCAUCUUUACCGGGCGACCCGCAGCUCUGUAAAAAAGGUUGUUCCCGCGGGCCUGAACACCGAUGACCUGCUGAUGGUGUUCACCGUUAAAGAGACUCAGUGUGUGAAGGCGUCCGGGAGUGACCCGCAGACGUGUGCCUUCCAACGGGGAUUCCGUGUGCCCUCAUUCACCUGCUCCAGUCGGGUGAGGGUGUUCCCCACCUCGUCCCGGGUGGAGUCUCUGAGAUGUCGAAAGGAGAGCAGCUCCAGCUCCGAGUCCAGCUCCAGCUCAGAGUCCAGUGAGGAGAUGUCCUCAAGAGGGAGAAACCAGUUCAACGCCCCAUUUGAAAACAGAGUCCCAGCUCCUUCUGCACCUCCUUCUGCACCUCCUUCUGCACCUCCUCCUGACGAGACGGUGUAUGAUCAUCCCGGACGAGGAGACACUUUCAGCAACUUCCUGGUGUGAAGGAGCAGCUCUACUCAGGGAAACAUUUCGGUGCUGAUCAGAAAGCAAACCUGAAUUAAAGACAGAUUUCGCCCACAA
Molecule: messenger RNA, 763 nt
Organism: Pleuronectes platessa (European plaice)
Lineage: Eukaryota; Metazoa; Chordata; Actinopteri; Pleuronectiformes; Pleuronectidae
Gene: spp2
Product: secreted phosphoprotein 2
Exons: 6
Coding region: 107-685 (192 amino acids)
Biological process (GO): bone remodeling
Cellular component (GO): extracellular region
Source: RefSeq, a predicted model, not a curated record